AUGACUGUACUCCAAGAACAAGUUCGUCAGCUCCUCGACCGCGUCGAUCGUCUAGAGCGGCUACCCCAUUCAUCUUCGACAUCGCUCGAAAACCAUCUCUCAACAUCAGCCAACCAUCACAACUCUUCUUUCUCAGAUACUCCAGGUGCUCGUAACGCGAUAUUGCUCCCGUCUAGGGAUGCGAUACAAGCGAGUGGAGAGUCACCAAAAGACACCCGGGCCGUAGAGAGGGAGACGAUGGAGCUGGAGGACGAGAUAUUUGGACCAGGGUUGAGGCCCGGGUUGACAGAGACUCGAUCUUUGAGACCCACCAUUCUCGAGACAGCUUCCAGCUCUGUGAGAUCGACUCAGCAGCAACUGCGUACACCCCGUGACGCCAAUCAUAUUGUUACCGCCCCUCGGGCAAGUAUCGACACUAGGGUCGACACCGAUGUCAAGGUGGAUGAUCUCAAGACUUUGCUAAGACCGAGCGAAUCCGGUGUGGGAUCCGAGCUGGUCAAGUGGUACUUUGAAGGACCGAUGCACAUGGGUUGGCAUGUAAUCCACCGAUUCCAUUUCCUCAAUACCUAUUCCACCAUCAUGACGCUAUCACCAGAGGAACAAAAUGAAACGGACCGUUCAUGGUGGGCCAUCUACUACAUGAUACUAGCCAAUUCUGUACGCUUCACCCCCGCUUCCUUCAUCAACCACCUCCUUCCGUCUACUACGUGGGACUUAGACCUUCUUCCAGACCUUCUCCACCAGAUCAGUCUCGAUGAGCUGGACAACUCAGACUACCAAGCUGUCCCUCAAGUCCGCCAUAUCCAGGUGGCAUUGCUCUACAUCAACUAUCUGUUCCAUUUCGGCGACUCGCCAGCCAAAGCCAACUUGGCUCUGCGCCAUCUCGACUCGGCCAUUACGACUGCUCAGUGGCUAUCACUGGAUAUACUCUCACCUUCGUCGGCCGGGCCACCACCAUUGCUGAAGAAUGAUCCCGCGUUGGAAGGAUUGCCAACGGAAGCUGCGAUGCACCUCGCAAAACAGCUUUUCGCAAUGCUCAACUUUCUAGAUGGGACCAUCUACAAGAGAGCUAGAGUGUGGAGGAUUCAGUCUACAGCAUCGAAUGCCACUCAAGCUCCUGCCAACCUGACAGACUAUCAAUCUGCUCCACAAUACGCCAACUCGACAUCAGACAAUGUUGACGUGACUCUGAUGGCAUUUUCGGGUGUCUUGCCAGAUCCGGAUACACGCGUAUUCACAGAGUCCAGCCUGGCUAUUCUAGGAUCGGCGUUCGCAAACACCAUUCGCCAAUUCACCAAGGAUCUAAGCACAGAAGAGAUGUCGUACGAAGAUAUUUUGGAGUUUUCGCAAGGCCUGGAGCGUACGCUAGAACGGGUACCCGCUUGGGAUAAUCUGCAAACCGACUCUGCCUGGAUGAUAUACAUUGUCUACAGCAGCAUCAACAACCGCAUCCUUCGAAUGCAUCGACCGUACAUGCACAAAGGGUAUACAGACGCUCGAUUUUGGGCCGCAAGGGAGACGAGCAUCCAAGCUGCGUCGAGGAUUAUUCAAGCGCAAUCAAUGAUCCCCACGGGACUUCGGCCAGCAUUUGUGAAACGGUGGAUCCUCGGCGCUAGCAUCAUCCUCGCCCUCGACGCCCUCCUCGUCCUCCACCCCCUCUGCGCGCACACCCAAUCUCCAACCGAACGGGAAUCCGUCCGCUCCAACUCUCUCUACUACAUCUCCACUGCCAAAAUCGACAUUUUCGACAAGGACGACCAGUCGCAAGAUUUGAACCGAUUAUGUUCGAGGGCGAUAGGGAUACUGGUGGUGGAAGUUGCGAAUGCGGGGGAGGCUGGUGUUUUUGAUGGUGUGAUGGGGGAGGGAGGGGAUGGGCAGGUGAUGGGUAUUGAAGAGUUUUCGAGGCGGUUCAUGGCUAGGGUCAAGAGGAGGUUGCUAGAAGGAGAGAUUGCGAGAAAAGCGGCAAACCUUCAACUCCAGCCCGAUAUCGACCCCGAGCCCCAGAUAAUGCAAUCCAUCCUCGGCUCCAAUCCUUCGCAGCACCAGAACCCGCUCGACGUAUUCGACUUUUUCGACUUUACAUUCCUGAACCGGCCCGUCAAUGAUAUCAAUGAUGGUGCGCUGCCGGUGGGGGGUGAAGGUACGAGUGGUGAUGGAGCGCUGGAAGGAUUGGGAAUAUCCACAGGGAGUGGUGCUGGUUUGGGAUUGACGAGCGGUGUGGAUGAAGCGACUGCUGGGCAAUCGCAGGGGCCUAUGAACAGUCUUGGAUUCUGGGAAGAAUUCGGGUGGAACUUGGUUUGA
This is a messenger RNA of Cryptococcus wingfieldii CBS 7118, 2301 nucleotides long. RefSeq lists its product as hypothetical. The coding region runs from base 1 to 2301 and encodes 766 amino acids. The transcript has 8 exons. The record is from RefSeq and is a predicted model, not a curated record. NCBI's taxonomy places the organism in Eukaryota, Fungi, Basidiomycota, Tremellomycetes, Tremellales, Cryptococcaceae.